Messenger RNA from Oryza sativa Japonica Group (Japanese rice), 942 nucleotides. RefSeq lists its product as uncharacterized. NCBI's taxonomy places the organism in Eukaryota, Viridiplantae, Streptophyta, Magnoliopsida, Poales, Poaceae. The record is from RefSeq and is a predicted model, not a curated record.
GCCCGCCUCGCCGUUUCACCAACCAAACCCAAAAACCCAAACCAAACGCGCGACGCCUCAGCUUUCUCCUGCUCCUCCUGCCACUCACCAACCCAACGCAAAGCAUCGCGGCCGCGAGGUCGUCGACCUCGUCGUCGUCGUCGAUGGAGGUGGAGGCGUUCCCGAUACGGUUCACGAGGGGAAUACGGUCGCACUGGGGGAGGCGCAAGUACCAGCGGCUGGAGGCGGCGAACGGCGGCGGGAAGACGAGGGCGACGCAGCAGCUGGGCGGCGCGCGCCGCGGCGGUGCGGGGUGGGGGCUGCGGCUGCGGCGGCUGCUCCGCGUCCGCGUGCGCGUGGCGAGGGCGUGGCUGUCGUCCCCGGCGCGGCUGCUGGCGCGGAUCCGCGACGCGUACGUGGGCGGCAUGCUCGCCGUGUCGAGGAAGGCGUCGGGCAUGUCGCUGCCGAACGCGCCCGAGGGGCUGUGGCCCAGGCGCGUGCCGCGCCGGAAGCAGCUCCCGGCGGCGCGGCCAGGCCAGCUCACCGACUUCGAGCAGAGGCUCGUCGUCGAGAUAUACAAGUCCAUCGUCGCCUCCAAGGAGCUCACCACCAUGCUCCACCACUCCACCGCGCACCUGCCGCAGCAGCACAACACGGCGGCGCCGGCGUCCAGUGGCCAGCUGCUAGUCAAUUAGCGUGCUGUCUGUAUCCACCAUCGACAUGGAAACUGAACCGCGAGAGCUCCUGCAAGUUCGUUUGCUCGAUCGCUGCUCAUGUUGAUGAUUAUUACUACUGCUGUUUCUUCCUUGUAAUUUGUAAGAAGUAUUAGUUAGGACAAGAUGAUGAUGUACACUUCAAUUUCUACCUGGUGCAAAUCACCAUGCCGCCGCGAGUAUGUUUAAUUUCGUAACCAAGAAAUCGAUCAAGCAAAGUUCGUGCCUCCGCGCACCUUGUUCUUGUUCU